GGCGCUGCACCGCUCCCCUCGCAUUACCGCCCCCUCGCCGCGGUCCCGCAUGGCGAAGGCGGACCCCGAGGCGGCGGCCGGCGGGAAAGGCCGGAGGAGGAGAGCCCGGCGAGGCCCCGGGCAGCACGCGGGGACGGCCGCGCAGAAAGGCCCGAAGGCGGCGGCCGUGGCGGCGCUGCCCCGCAGCCCGCAGGAGUUCUCCUCCAACUGGAAGGCGCUGCAGGAGAUACUGAAGCAGAAGGCAAGCAGCUCGAACGAGCCCCUCCCUUCAUCUCAGACUUACUCCAAGAAGCAGCAUCCACUCAAAGAGGGAAACAGCCAACAGGAUCCAGGCACCAGGGAUGAAAACACAUUGAAACCCAAAUCCACAAAUAAAAAGGACAGGGGUCCUGCUGCACACAGCCCUCCUUCAGCCAAGGAGAAAUCUAAGAAGGCUGCAACUGACAAGAAUUCCAAACCUAAGCAUACAGAUAAGAGGGCCAAGAGUUCUGAUGGCAGCACUCCUGUGGCUGAGCCCAAACCCAGCAGAGCUGAAAAGAACAAGAAUUUAAACGGCACCAAAAGCGAUGGGAAGGGCUGCAAAGAGAAAAGGAAAAAUGGCAACGUUGAAAAGGAGAAGAGCGACGUGAAACAUAAGAAGAGGAAAGCUGAAGAUACAGCACAGCAGCCCAAAGAGGCUGACAUCUGGUUUGAUGAUGUUGAUCCAAAAGAUAUCGAAGCAGCAAUAGGACCCGAAGCAGCAGAAGUUGCUAGAAGGAAACUGGGACUUGAACCAGGCCAGUCCAAACGGUCUGUGGAGCAGGUGCUGGUUAAAGAGAAGUCUUCUGGAGGUCUUACAAGAGCUGUAGCUAUGGACUGUGAGAUGGUGGGAGUGGGACCCAACGGCGAAGACAGCAUCGUGGCUCGUGUGUCCAUCGUGAACCGGUUUGGAAAGUGCAUUUAUGACAAGUAUGUCAAGCCCACGGAGGAGGUGACAGAUUACAGAACAGCCGUUAGCGGCAUCCGGCCUGAGCAUCUAAAGACAGGUGAAGAUUUUAAAACGGUUCAGAAGGAGGUCGCUGAUAUCUUGAAUGGAAGGAUUUUAGUCGGGCACGCAUUACACAAUGACCUGAAGGUCCUAUUUCUUGACCAUCCUAAGAAGAAAAUACGCGACACGCAGAAAUACAAACCUUUCAGACAGAGAGUCAAGAGUUCACGGCCAUCGUUGAAGCUGCUCUGCAAUAGACUUCUAGACGUCCAAGUGCAGACAUCAGAGCACUGCUCGAUUCAGGAUGCACAAGCAGCUAUGAGACUGUACACCUUAGAGAAAAAGAAAUGGGAAGCUGCUCUUAAGAACAAAGCUAAAGACAAACCAUGAACCUUGCAUAAUUGCACACUGUGUUCUUUAGCUGCAUUUGCUGCUUCACUGUCAGAUCCCAGGCUACUCAGAACUAACAGCAGCAAUUUGAUAAAAUACAAACAAAAGCCCAGCAGAGUACAUGAGUGUUGCCAUACAAGAAUACUGCCCCUUUCUGGAUAGGGCAUGCACCUAAUUAAACAAUACUGCCAAAUACCUGCA
Molecule: messenger RNA, 1558 nt
Organism: Lagopus muta (rock ptarmigan)
Lineage: Eukaryota; Metazoa; Chordata; Aves; Galliformes; Phasianidae
Gene: REXO4
Product: REX4 homolog, 3'-5' exonuclease
Exons: 8
Coding region: 50-1357 (435 amino acids)
Biological process (GO): rRNA processing; DNA catabolic process
Cellular component (GO): nucleus
Molecular function (GO): nucleic acid binding; 3'-5' exonuclease activity
Source: RefSeq, a predicted model, not a curated record